Molecule: messenger RNA, 2290 nt
Organism: Tuber aestivum (summer truffle)
Lineage: Eukaryota; Fungi; Ascomycota; Pezizomycetes; Pezizales; Tuberaceae
Source: the annotation of a GenBank genome assembly
GAGAAGCUGGAGAAGAAGUUAAAUCCUCCGGAACAGAGAUCCUCGACCAAGUUGCUUUGGCCUUUUAACAAACCCAAGAUGGAGCAUUACCUGGGCUUGCUCGAGGAGCAGAGAUCGAAACUUCGACUGUUAUUGGCUACAGCCACAGCGUAUGUUAUCCGUUCUUCAAUCCCCCGAGGAUCUGGCUUCUCUUCUUCCUUUUCUCUUUUCAGACGUCAAGGCUAACUGGCUGUUCAGGGAGACUGUAACAAAGAUGUCGCGGAAACUAGAUGGUACUGUACUUGGUUACACCAUUCCUAACCAUACCCGUUAAUUUUAUUGCUAACACUAGAUCUUUCUACAACACUAGAGAAAGAGUUCCGAAAAGUACUAAAAUGGCUUAACGUUGUUGAUCCUGGGGCCAAUUAUUCAUAUGCACUUUCUGUUCGUCAACCAGGCACAGGGAAUUGGCUGCUUGAGGGACCUGAGUACAUCGACUGGAAGGAGGGCAGAGGGGGGGUUCUCUGGCUCUAUGGAAUACGUAAGUGUACAGACGAGUGAAAUCUUAAUAUCCCUAGAAUGUCACUAACAUUCGAAUCGUGUAGCCGGAUGUGGCAAGAGUGUACUAAGGUACGAACUUAAGUGGAUAUCCGGAGGCUCAAUAUGGGUUCCUAAUUGCUAACUCAAUGUUUAGUGCUACUGCCAUUGAAGAUGCCAAAAAUGUGUGCAACACGAAUGACGACCACGCAUUAGCCUAUUUUUACUUUACUUUCAGCGAUUCGGAGAAGCAGAAUCUGCUCAAUAUGCUUCUGUCGAUCUUGGGCCAACUACUGGAGGGAAUUUCGGAUCGGAUUCUCCCCGAUGAGGUUCUGAACCUGUACCACAGUUCCGAGGCAAUUGGAAAAUCAGUAGAUAUCAAGGCUCUAAAAUCUGCAUUGUUGCAGGUGAUAAGGAUUUCUAAAAGGACAUUUAUUGUUCUUGAUGCUUUAGAUGAAUUUCCCAAGGAUACACGAGAGAGCCUUCUAUCCUGGAUCACCGAGCUCACAGUUGAUCAUAAUAAGGGAGCACUUUCCAUUCUAGUCACCAGCCGCCCUGAGGCCGAUAUAGUGAAAUCAAUAGAACCGCUUGCUACUUUCCCAAUACCGCUGCAAUCGAAAACUAUCGAUCCGGAUAUCCGGGCAUAUGUACGGAACUCCCUAGACGGCAAGGACGACUUCGAGAAAUUUACCAAGGAAAUUAAGAGCGAGAUAGAGGAAAGACUCGUUGCUCGUUCACAAGGAAUGUAAGUUAUUCUCUACCUUUUGUAUUUUUGACUUGCGCUGAUACAAGGUUGGAUAUAUAAAGGUUCCGAUGGGUGUAUUGUCUCUUGCGAGUCCUACAGGAAUGCAUAACGCCAGAAGACGUGAGAGAAGCAUUGGAGGAGCUCCCGGAAGAUUUAGACUCCGUCUACUUGAGGAUCCUGGAUAGCAUCCCUAAGAGGCAAAAGGAAUAUAUUCGACGAGCAAUGAAUUGGCUCGCAUUUUCGGUAGAGCCAUUGACAUUAGGCCAGCUUGCGGAGGCCAUUGUGAUCAAAUAUGAUGUCAACAAAUAUGGCCACGAUUCGAAAACACUUUUUGAGCAGAGCUCCCUCCUCAGCAUUUGCCCUAGCCUAAUUUCCUUCGAAGACGCUAGGGCCGGUGAAUCAUCCCCCCAGGAAGACCGCCGAUUACGACUAGCACAUUUCUCGGUGAAGGAAUAUUUGGUCUCCGACCGGGCGGCUCAGGGCCCUAGUGCCUACUGUCAUAUUUCGGACGAUAAAGCUAAUUUACUAAUGGGGCAUGCUUGUCUCAGCCGAAUACUGCGACAUAGUGCACCGGGGACUAUAAGCGGGAAAAGGGUUGAGAAAAAAUCAUUUCUCUACCACAGUGCUCGCUAUUGGUUUGUGUAUACCAGAUCUAUUGAGGAUCCGGCACCCGCCCCACUCUCCGACGCGGUGGUGAAGGUUCUCGAGCUUGGCAAGGAGUGGCUAGAUAUAUAUAAUCCUGACGACCUUUACUCCCCCGACCCCGAGCCCUACCCACCAGCAAUCUACUAUUCCUCCUUGUUAAAUUUAGUAACUGCCUGUGAAUUCCUAGUCAAUAGAAAAGCGGAUACAGUAAACGUGAAUGCUCAGGGUGGCAGGUAUGGCAAUGCACUACAAGCAGCUGCAAUUCAGGGAAACGAAUCGGUUGUGCGGUUUCUCCUCGAGCGUGGGGCAGAGGUGAAUGCUCGGGGUGGCUAUAAUGGUAAUGCACUACAAGCAGCUGCAAUUCGGGGAAACGAAUCGGUUGUG